CUUCGGGUUUAUCUUAAUUUGCUCGAUAAGACAAAUUCGCGAACAGUUUAACGUGAAAUAUUAUUCUACAAGACUUUGAGAGACACUGGGAUUCUUUUUAUCAUGGAAAAUCUCGCGAGAACUCGUUUUUCUCCGGAUUACAUUUUUCAUUCCGGACAAAUUAAGCAGGAAAUCCCUCCGGACGGUUGUGAUUUUUAUGACGACGAAGGAAUAAGCAGACGCAAGCGAAGUUUCUCUAAAGGCAGUAGCGAUGGGUUCCAGAGCAUGUCGUCCCCAGAGAGCGCUGACGACGGGAUAUCGCAUAAGAAAGCCAAAAAGAAAUCGUUGUCAUUCGAGGAAAUUCAGACGCAACGCGUCCUUGCCAACGUCCGCGAGAGACAAAGGACACAGUCCUUAAACGAGGCCUUCGCCCAGCUGAGACAAAUCAUCCCGACACUUCCGUCUGACAAACUGAGCAAGAUUCAGACUCUGAAGCUGGCCACGCGCUAUAUCGACUUCCUGUAUAACGUAUUACGUAACGAGGAAUUAGUGGAUCUGUACGGAAAUGGCGGGAAAAUGACCAGCUGUAAUUAUGUGGCUAAUGAGAGACUGAGCUACGCCUUCUCUGUCUGGAGAAUGGAGGGAAACUGGUCGCUGCCCUCCGACUGAAUCGAACCGACAACCAAUCCUGUAUCUAGAAUAGGAAAACGGACACGAUAGCGAUUCAUCUCGCAGAAAUCUCGCCAAGAAAGAGAAAAGAUGGCAGUCAACGAGAUCAUAAACCACCAUCACCCAAAAAGAACAAAGAAAUUUGUCAGCACAAUUGCGGAGGGACUUGAAAGAAAUGACGAUCACUAGGCUAUAAGGGAGUGCUGGAAAUCUUCUUCUUCUCUUCAAGACUGAGAUUAUGAUAUAACUUAUCUUUUGUACGGUGAUAAGAGAAUGGCUGGACUUCUUGGAAUUACAGUGGGGUUUUGUGGUACUUCGAUUCUUGUGAACUUGUGAAAGACGAUUUAGCAAGGGAGUGAAUAAUCCUGUACACAUCUGGACAAUCGAUGCUGUGACUAUACGUUAAUAUGUGCUACAUUCCAGUAAACAUUGUUAGUUUUUACACGUGAAGACAUAUUGUUUCACUGAGCGUUUCGAUAGCCGGGCUGUGCAUAUACAAAUAUACACUUAUACAGUCGGUUUUUUUUACAUCGAUAAUAAAUAUGUAGUCCUUCUUUUGCUUUCAUUUACACCCCCUUCGCUUCGCCAUGUUGUAGAAUCUAUUGACCAAAUAUAUAUAUGGUUACCACGUGACCGUGACCGUCCUCACAUGUAUUACCUAACAAAUUUAAGAGGUCUGGAUGGUCGUGGCCAUUUUUACACUUUAUAAAUCUCUUUAAGAUGAAGAGCUCUUUAUAAACUUAACGAGGCCGGGUCUAAUUAGUUCUGCCCUAGAUUUUUUAAUGAAAUUUUUUACCUGAAUUUCUACUGAUAUAAUUAUUAUUUUAAGAUUAAAAAAUAAGACAUUUACCAUACCGUUUGUUUAGGGGGUCAUCUCAAAGUUUGUUAAUCUUUAACAUAGGACCCUAUGGGAUUUCGCUUGAAAUGUAUCAAUUUUGCACAUUUUUUUAAACUUCUGCCCUAGGGAUUUCUUUUUCUGUUCUACAUAUUAAAGUUAUUGCUAAAAGGCAUCAAAUUGUCAAAUAAAAAAAACCUUUUACCUCCUGGUUUGUUCCAGGGGUCUUAUCAAAGUUGAUUUUUGUAUGCCCAAUUUCCCAGAUUUGUCAGAUAAUGGCUAUUUUUUAUUUGACAAAGGCGGAAAAGGUGAUCUUUAUAGUAUUAUUAAAGCCUUCAGACAUAUUUAAGUAAUAAAAAAAUAUAUAACAUCACAUAUUAAGGGUCAUUAAUAUAAAAUACAUGGUUACUGUCUUGAAAUAUAUGAAUUAAGCUAUAUUUAGGCGGGUUAAGAAAACGUGACAGAGGGUUUGGCCUGCUGAACCCUCUUCACUUUUUCGACCCGAGCCCAAAUAUAGCUUAUACUUCGAGACAGUUAUGUUUAUUCCACAAUAUAACAUUAAUUUUACGCAUUAAACGAGCCAUUUUCAACAAAUUUUGCUGAAUAUCUGCAGAUAAAACUAUCACGCCAUGGCGUCAAACAAGCAAAAAGAUACAAAUGAAACGCUGCGCGAAAGCGUGCGUACUCGUUCUGUACUCGGCCUCGUUAAACUUUAAAGAUAAAAAUGAUAGGGGUUUUCUUUACAAAAUAAUUAUAGUUUAUUGCUUAACAAAUCAUUUGUUUUAAUCUAAUUAAGGUAGAUCUGAUGUUUAAUUUUGCUGAGCACCAAACGUCCAUUAGCCCUACUGAAGAUAAAACUAAAUUUUCGAUAGCUUUAGAUAAAAGUUGAAUGCAGACAGAAACAUUGUUUUCCAGACCGCCAAGUAAUAAUUUUGACGUUGACAAGGCCUUUACGUAACCGGCGUAAUUAAUUACAGUAAUUCUGAAAUAUACCUUCUAAAAUUACAAGAAGGGUAAAUGAACCAAACUUAUUAUAUUUGUGUUUUAUUAACUUGGUAGGUGGUCUUUGAAUGUCUCGUUUGGAAACGGCAUCUUUUAGUUUUAUGUGAAUCUUCAAAGAUUUUUUUUUCUCUUUUUUCUAUUUUAACAUUUGACAUUUAUAAUCUGUUAACUUACUCAGUCUGAUUCGAUUCAAUUUGAAAAAAAGAAAAGACUUGACAAAUGAAAAUCAAGCAUUAAAUAAACUCUCUCUCACCCAAUCCUCCCUGCGCCGUCAGGUGCUUGAGGCGUCUACAAGGGAUUUCCACCUGGCUCGGUCUUCAGCUACCCUAGGUGCUGUCUCCAUGGACAGGCCUCUGCUGCUCUUCAUGUCUUUUAGGACCAUAGCCAAAUAUAAUAAAAAAAAUAUUAUAUUUUUCUUAUCAAUUUUAUAUAUUUUGGAAUUUGCUGUCGUUUACAAUGCCUGCUAGACAUCAGUUAGAUUAGAUUAGAUUGACAAGAUUUCAUUUUCUUACAAACACUAUAUAUCAAUAUAAACAAACAAAAUAAGUAAGAGUUUUGAAGAGAAUGUAUUUAUUGCAACAAUUAUAAAACAAGUUACGCUACAUGAGACUUUGAAGCAAUUAAAUAUUAUUAA
Magallana angulata is the source of this 3119-nucleotide messenger RNA. Its product is annotated as twist-related protein 2-like. Gene Ontology annotation, biological process: developmental process; regulation of transcription by RNA polymerase II. The transcript is spliced from 2 exons. Gene Ontology annotation, molecular function: RNA polymerase II transcription regulatory region sequence-specific DNA binding; DNA-binding transcription factor activity, RNA polymerase II-specific; protein dimerization activity. The coding region runs from base 103 to 648 and encodes 181 amino acids. Lineage: Eukaryota; Metazoa; Mollusca; Bivalvia; Ostreida; Ostreidae. The record is from RefSeq and is a predicted model, not a curated record.